AUGUCUGACGUUGCCGAGACCAAGCCCGACCCCGCCAUCGCUGCUCCCGAGCAGACUAAACCCGAGACCACCACCGGCGAGGGCGAGAAGUCUACCACCGAGGCCGUUGCUGAGACUGCCACUGAGACUGCUGAAAAGGCCGCCGACACCGCCAAGGAUGCCGCCGUGAAGACCUCUGACACCAUGUUCUCCAUGUUUGGUGGCGGCCCCAAGAAGGAGAAGAAAGAGGAGGAGGAGCCCACCGAUGAGCCCUCCGGCUCUUCUAAGGCCCAGAAGGCCGACGACGAGGAUGAGGUUGAGGAGUCCGCUGACGUCCACUUCGAGCCCGUCAUUCGCUUGACUGAGAAGGUGGAGACCAAGACCAACGAAGAGCUUGAGGAGCAGACCUUCAAGAUGCGCGCCAAGCUGUUCAAGUUCGACCGUGAUUCCAAGGAGUGGAAGGAGCGUGGUACUGGUGAUGUCCGUUUGUUGAAGCACAAGGAGAACCACAAGACCCGCCUUGUCAUGCGCCGCGACAAGACCCUCAAGGUCUGCGCCAACCACUACAUCGUUCCCGACAUGAAGCUCAGCGCCAACGUCGGCAGUGACCGCAGCUGGGUCUGGAACGCCGCCGCCGAUGUCUCCGAGGGUGAGCCCGAGGCUCAGACCCUGGCCAUCCGUUUUGCCAACAGCGAUAACGCCAACGCCUUCCGCGAUGCUUUCGAGACUGCCCAGCAGGAGAACGAGAAGCUCUUCAACGCUGAGGAGUAA
This is a messenger RNA of Penicillium bovifimosum, 750 nucleotides long. RefSeq names its product Ran GTPase-binding protein YRB1. Gene Ontology annotation, molecular function: GTPase activator activity. The coding region runs from base 1 to 750 and encodes 249 amino acids. The transcript is spliced from 4 exons. The record is from RefSeq and is a predicted model, not a curated record. Gene Ontology annotation, cellular component: cytoplasm; nuclear pore. Gene Ontology annotation, biological process: nucleocytoplasmic transport. NCBI's taxonomy places the organism in Eukaryota, Fungi, Ascomycota, Eurotiomycetes, Eurotiales, Aspergillaceae.